Messenger RNA from Westerdykella ornata, 596 nucleotides. Its product is annotated as putative ribosome biogenesis protein nop10. Gene Ontology annotation, cellular component: box H/ACA snoRNP complex; box H/ACA telomerase RNP complex. The record is from RefSeq and is a predicted model, not a curated record. Gene Ontology annotation, molecular function: box H/ACA snoRNA binding; telomerase RNA binding. The coding region runs from base 112 to 315 and encodes 67 amino acids. Lineage: Eukaryota; Fungi; Ascomycota; Dothideomycetes; Pleosporales; Sporormiaceae. The transcript has 5 exons. Gene Ontology annotation, biological process: ribosome biogenesis; snRNA pseudouridine synthesis; positive regulation of telomerase RNA localization to Cajal body.
CGACAAACUACCACCACGACGACGACGGUGACCACGCAACCACUCCGCGCCUCUGUAAAUUCUAGAUUAGUUUUACGUCGUCCGACGAAACUCUAAGACCGAACCGUCACCAUGCAUCUCAUGUACACCCUCGACGCCUCUGGCAAGCGCGUCUACACCCUGAAAAAAGUGGUCAACGGCGAGGUUUCGAAGUCGGCGCAUCCGGCCAGAUUUUCUCCAGAUGACAAGUACUCGAGGCACCGCGUCACGAUUAAGAAGCGUUACGGCCUUCUCAUCACGCAGCAGAAGGACAAGCUCGCCCUGCAGGGCCAGUAGACGCAUAAUUUCGAGAGAAGAAGGCAACGGUUGAGACCUGCGGAGGUAGACUCUGGAAGAUCGGCGAGGGGAGUGCAUAAGCAAGGCGUUUUCUGGCGUUAUCGAAAAAGAUGGAUUGAUCUGGACGGGGAAGCUACGGCUUUUGUUAUGUUUUGAUAUGUGAGGACGUAGGUAAAGGAAUGUGAAGUCAGAUGCGCUGUCAAAAUCAAGCCCGACUCAGCCACGGCCACGACUGCUCAGCCUCUGCCAGCCUGGACCCAUACCCAGACAGUCACCCACCG